Messenger RNA from Ruditapes philippinarum (Manila clam), 2199 nucleotides. Its product is annotated as vascular endothelial growth factor receptor 3-like. The transcript has 3 exons. Gene Ontology annotation, biological process: axon guidance; homophilic cell-cell adhesion; dendrite self-avoidance. Lineage: Eukaryota; Metazoa; Mollusca; Bivalvia; Venerida; Veneridae. Gene Ontology annotation, molecular function: cell-cell adhesion mediator activity. Gene Ontology annotation, cellular component: axon; plasma membrane. The record is from RefSeq and is a predicted model, not a curated record. Bases 72 to 407 code for a protein of 111 amino acids.
AGAGUCACUGGAUCUUUUUGAUUUUAUAUGCAGCAUGUCCAAAAAUAGAAUCUCAUGACAGCGAUAAGAAUAUGGUUACGGGUGACAAUCUCGAGCUAAAAUGUAAAGUUUCUGGCUACCCUACACCUAUUGUAUCUUGGUUCAAAGAUGAGAAAGAGAUUGAAACUACCAUUAGGAUAAAUAUACUUGAAUAUGAGGGUGCAAUGGGCAAGUUGCUGAUUACUUCUCUUGAGGAUGAAGAUGAAGGUAUCUAUAAAUGUCUUGCUAAAAAUGAAGUGGUACCUUUCAAUGCAGAUGCAAAGAUGACAGUUAGAGUGGACGGUAAAAGUAGUGGUAACAGAGUUGAUGUUGGAGCCAUAGUCGGGCAUAUGUUUGCUGCAUUAGCCUGUGUCGCUCUCAUCGUAUGAUUAUUACCUUGUUUUUUGUCUACAUUGAAAAAAGGAAAACUGAAGUCAAUAAAAGUAUGAGAUACUCGGACAGGGAACAGUUGCACCUCACAUUUUAAUCUCCUACGCAGUGAUAUUAUCACCUUAUCAGUACAGUUAUCUAUGCGACCACAAACAUAUUAUAACAAUAUUUUGUUAAAAAUAUUCUUCAGCUUCUGAUUUUUUAUUUAUUAUUUUGUAUACUUUGGAUUAUUGUUUCCAUAAUGUAGGUACGAAACGUGAAAAAAAUUAGAUAAAAAUGACUUUGGAUUUUCUAUGUAUCGGUCGCUAUUUACAUUUUAAUUUUAAUGAUACGUCAUGUGACUUUCAUCAUCAUAUCACGUCUGUGAAAGCAGUGAUUACAAUGUGCAAAGGGAGGCAAUCACUGUGAGAAGUUGUUUGUCAUAGAUGUAAAACAUGGCCAAAAACAUUUGUUUACAUAAGUGACAACUGUCUAGGACGUCUAAGAUUUUUACUUUACAUACUUAAACAACCUAUAUCUUACCUAUGAUUUGUUCAUAUUAAAUUGUAAGGUUCUGACAAGAAAAUAAUAUGUAAAUGCAUCUAUUUUUGUUUUCAGGCAUUCAAAUCAUCUUUAUAGAGUGAUAAGAUUAUAGUUUUAAUAGACCUGACUGUGCAUUAUUUUACUUUAAAUUAAUAAACAUCUUAAGUCUUAAUAUACGAAAAAGAAAUUGUUUAAGGACUUUUUAUUUUGAUGUUUGCAUAAUAUACAUGCUUUUUGUGACGGUUAGUUAAUUUGGUUAACAACCUUCUUUGUCCAAUUUUUGACAUAUUACAAAUAAGGUUUAUAUUUAUUAUGCUUUAAACAUGUAUUUUGCUGAAUAAUAUGCAUGCAUUAUAACCAAAAACUUUUUCUAUUUAUUCAUUUACAUAUUAAUUAAUUGAUUAAUUAGUUAUUUUUAUUUUCUUAUUUUUUUUUGUUGUUGCUUUCCUCGUGAAACAUUUUCAGGUGUCAUUAUUUUAUUAUAGAAUGUGUAUGUCGGUGUUUAAGAUAAUUCAAAAUCAUUUUACACUCAUGUAACUUAUAUUACGGUUUAUUUGUGCUUCAAUAGAGCAAUACAAUAAGUUCGCUCUGAACCAAAUAAUUUAAAAAGAUUUCCAGCAUUUAAUAAAUGUUAUAAUGUUACAAUAAUAAUAGAAUUUUUAGCAUAAAUUGCAGGAUUUUAAAACUUGCUUGUUGUAUUUACCUUUUGAUUUACGGGAAUAUCAACUGCAGUUUAUAAACAUUCAAUCAAAUGUUUUGUACAGAUAUACAACAAGCCUUUUAAGGGUCUCCAAUUAGGUCAAUAGUCUUAAAAUAUAACAUUAGAAACUCUGGUAUAGGUAAACUGGUGUAACGUCAACGGAAGAAUUUGGAAUAAAGUCAAGAAAUUUGUUUUAUCAUGUAGAAUUUAAAUCGUUUUAAAGUUUAAUGUUUAUUCUUCUACUUAGAGCAAAAACCAUUUAUUAAUAAACUCUUCAUAUUUUGUCAUUUUCACAAUAAAUAAUUGCUAUGCAGAAAGAGAAAACAUCAUAUGAAAUCUUGCAUGAAAGUAAUAGGGUUAUGUCUGCAUGAAAUCGUAUACAAAUCUCGAAAAAAAUAUUUUCAGGUACUUAAUGUAAACAAACCUCUAUUGAGUCCCUUUUAGUGCAUUGCGUUUGAUUGUAUAAUUAUGAUUGAAGAGAGAUUUGUCAUUCUGUACAAGAAUUUUGUGAGAAAUAUUUCUAGUGUAUUAAUUUAGAUGUUCAUAUCAAUAAAACUAAUCAGAAUAAA